GCUACGACCCAGACCAGCAAGCCAAGCCGUUCUUGCAGGAGUAUAACAUCGACCUCAAGAGUUGCGGUCCUAUGAUCCUAGACGCUCUCAUCAAGAUCAAAGAUGAGGUCGACACGACACUGACUUUCCGAAGAUCCUGCCGUGAGGGAAUCUGCGGCUCUUGUGCCAUGAACAUCAAUGGCAAGAAUGGCCUUGCUUGCUUGCUCUACAUCGAGCCCAGCAGCAAGCCGAUCGAAAUUCAGCCGCUUCCGCACACCUACGUCGUAAAGGAUCUUGUUCCGGACCUCACGAACUUUUACAACCAGUACAAGUCCAUUGAGCCUUGGUUGAAGCGCAAGGACGUCAAAGCCAAGGGUGAUAAGGAAUAUUUCCAGAGCCGCGAGGACAGGGCCAAGCUUGACGGGAUGUACGAGUGCAUCCUGUGCGCUUGCUGCAUGACCUCUUGCCCAUCCUACUGGUGGAAUCCAGAGUACUACCUGGGCCCAGCUGUUUUGAUGCAGGCCUAUCGUUGGAUUGCUGACUCCAGGGAUCAGUUCACUGAGGAGCGUUUGGCAUGGGUCAACGACACCAUGAAGCUGUACCGAUGUCACGGCAUCAUGAACUGCACAAACUGCUGCCCAAAGGGAUUGGACCCUGCAAAGGCCAUUGUCAAUCUCAAGGAACAGGUAGCAGAAACCUACAAGGAUGGCUGGAAGUCUAUGAUGACAGAGCAAAUUGUCAAGAACAAGGGCCGUGAGUCCGGUAUGAUGUACAUGUGAGCGGCAGAUGCUGUCGGAUGCUGUUAGUGUCUGACAGCGUAUCCGGUGUAGCCUUCCUGAGACGAAACCAUAGGGCUGCAAGACAUGCGAGUGGAAGAUGGUGAAAGUGGUUAGAAGCCGACUUGAAACCUAUAUGGUGAUCGAUCUAAAGGUCCUUGUAAG
Cladocopium goreaui is the source of this 920-nucleotide messenger RNA. The record is from the annotation of a GenBank genome assembly. NCBI's taxonomy places the organism in Eukaryota, Dinophyceae, Suessiales, Symbiodiniaceae.